AGUUUGUGUUGUGGAAUCAAGAGAUAUACACCUGAAUAAAAUCAUUAGCGCAUUUCACAAUUUUUAGUCGUACUUGAUUCAUAAAAUUGCAAAAUAAUUUGUACGAAGUGAAUUUUGUGUUUCUCAUUUAAUUCCUCAAAAAGACCAUUAAGCAAAUAUAAGAGAGACUCAGUGGAUAGAAAGUGUUGCUCAUCUCACAAUUUGCAUAAUCUCUCUUGUGAUUCGAAUAAAAUAGAUUUAUGUGAAUAAAAAAUGUUCCGAUACUCGGCACUAGUUUUUCUGUUGGCAGUAUUGCCAGUCGCUUACAAUCAGUUCAUCACAUUUAAAGAUGGCAAGAUUGGAGUUAAUUUUUUUGGCUUUCAAGCUGAAGCAGGUCUUGGUGGUCUUUUAACAGGAGAUGCAGCACAUGGCGGACUUUCAGCAUCUGCUAAUACGCCAUUCGGCCAGAGAGCAGCAGCAGGAUUGGGUGGAACUGUUGAUGAUCAGGGACGUCCAAGAGGUGGAGGCUUUGCAGCUGCUACGGCUGGUGCUGGCCUUGGUGCGAGUGCAGCCUUAGGCGGAAGUCUUGAUGAACAAGGUGGACGAGGCGGUGUUGGAAGUGAAGCACAUGGAGCUGGAUAUCAAGCAAAAAAGGUGGAAAUAACUCAAUUUCCACAGCAACUAACCAUCCCUCAGAAUGUGAAAGCUAUAGAAUUUGGACCAAUAAAUCCACGCAUUUCAGCAGAACAAGAUCAAUCUGAAAGACGUAGACUGAAAGCAAAGUAUGCUCAAUUACAAAGGGACGAUCAAAACAAGAUUCCAAGUUUGGAUAGUCGUUUUAACGACAAUGAUGAUUACGUGCCUCCAGCACCACGACAAGACUAUCGAAAUUUCUUUGAUUUUGGCUAUUUUUCUGAUCUUGCGGCAACAUUUUCGAAUGCACCAAAUCCACAAACACAAUCGGGAUAUGGCAUACAGAUUAGAAAACAAAAGACACCAAACACUGUCGAAUUGGAGAAAAUUAUAACACCUGACUUGUCAAAAAAGACUGAUGCGUCAAAGAAAGUCGAUGAUUUUUUCUAAAAAAUUCAUUAAAUGCACAAUCGCACUCAUGUCCUUGAUAUUUGACCUAAAAGAUAUUAGAUGCAUGCAUUCAUCAGCACAAAAAAAAAACUAAUUUUACCUUCCAUUUUUGUACGUAUUAUCAUAAGUACGGGUAGCUGGCAACAAAAACAGUAUCUUCUAAAUUAAAUUGUAACUUAACUCCCCAUUGGCAAUAGAAAUGUUAAUAAAAAUGAA
Molecule: messenger RNA, 1278 nt
Organism: Chironomus riparius
Lineage: Eukaryota; Metazoa; Arthropoda; Insecta; Diptera; Chironomidae
Source: the annotation of a GenBank genome assembly